Messenger RNA from Zygotorulaspora mrakii, 1974 nucleotides. RefSeq names its product tRNA dihydrouridine synthase DUS3 (gene DUS3). Gene Ontology annotation, biological process: tRNA processing. The record is from RefSeq and is a predicted model, not a curated record. The transcript has a single exon. Lineage: Eukaryota; Fungi; Ascomycota; Saccharomycetes; Saccharomycetales; Saccharomycetaceae. Bases 1 to 1974 code for a protein of 657 amino acids. Gene Ontology annotation, molecular function: flavin adenine dinucleotide binding; tRNA dihydrouridine synthase activity; metal ion binding.
AUGACAGCAGCUAAGAGAUCUGUUGACUUGGACGAAAAUGUCAAUGGCGGCGAUAGUGUUAAGAGAUUUAAUUCGUCAUCCACCAAGGGUAUAGCUCAGCUGAAGCCUGAGUUUAUUGUUUUGAACAAUACGGACUCUUUGGUCCAUGCAUAUGAGGAGGAUGAACCUUCAUCGGAACGCAUUGUAGAUGACAAGAAGCCUCAGGGCAAAAAGGGCAAGAAGAACAAGGGACAGAACAAGAAUCGUGAUCUAAGACAGGCCAAAGAAGCCAAUGCUUUGUGUCCCAAGUAUAUUCAAGGUGGAGGUGCGGACAAAGUGUGCAGUUUUGGGGAUAGCUGCCGUUUUGUGCAUGAUAUCUCUUUGUAUCUGUCAACAAAGAAGCCUGAGAUCCAGUCAGAGUUUUUCAAAAGCUGCCCCGUUUACUCGAGAUUAGGAAGUUGCCCAAUGGGAUUCAAGUGCAGAUUUUUAUCAUCACAUUUGAACAGAGGCGACAAUGGGGAACUGUCACUGUUUCAGAUGGACCCAGAGGAGAAGACAAAGCUUUGGGAGGCGAAUCAUGAAGUAAAUCACAUCACCGGGAGACAAAAAGUGGAUUUGAUAAAGAAAAGAUUCCCUUUCAGUGACAGUAACUUUGUACUGGAGAUUAUUGAUGCAAUUCAGCAGGAAUUCAGAGAUGAUAUGCCCAAAGAUGCAAAAGAGGAGAGUGCUGAAAAGCAAAAAGGUGAGGAUGAGAAACAAGAUCCGAAGAGAAAAGCCCCACAAGUGAUUCAAAGGGAGAAAGAAUUAGAAGAUCGCAGAAUUCGCCAAAAAGAGGUUUAUUUGAAGUAUAAGGACACCCGUUACUUUAGCCAGGAAAAGAAAAAAUUAGAUUAUCGCAGGAAGAAAAUACUCUCACCUCUCACCACUGUAGGCAACUUGCCAUAUCGUAGAUUGAUGAAAAAACUUGGCGCCGAUAUAACUUACUCAGAAAUGGCAUUGUCAGUACCGUUGAUCAGUGGAACAAAUUCUGAAUGGGCCUUACCAAAAGCUCAUUGUAGUGAAUAUCCUGGGUUCGGUGUUCAGAUUGCAUGUUCCAAACCUUGGCAAGCUGCAAAAGCUGCCGAAGCAUUAGCCGGUAACACGGAUGGUCAUAUAAGCGAGAUAAAUUUGAAUUCGGGAUGCCCAAUUGAUCUCCUCUAUAGACAAGGUUCGGGAAGCGCACUCUUAGAUAAUCCAGCAAGGAUGAUACGCUGUCUCAAUGCGAUGAGUUAUGUCUCGGGAGAUAUACCGGUAACAGUGAAGAUACGUACGGGCACUAGAAUUGACCAUCCGGUCGCCGAAACUCUGAUCAAAAGAUUGGUCAAUGAAACCGACGUCGCAGCGAUAACUUUACAUGGAAGAUCAAGACAACAAAGAUACACUAAACAAGCAGAUUGGGAUUAUGUUUCAAAAAUGGCUGAUCACUUGAGGAGUGUCGAACAGGAACUGGAUUUCGACAGACCAAAAAUUCAGUUUGUUGGGAAUGGUGAUGUCAACAACUAUGAAGAUUGGCACAGAUAUUUGGAUGCAAAUGAAAACAUCGACAGCAUCAUGGUUGCUCGCGGAGCGCUAAUCAAACCCUGGAUAUUUGAAGAGAUUGACGCAAUGCAACAUAUAGACAAGACAAGUCAAGAAAGAUUAGAAAUUUUGAAAGAUUAUUCGCAGUUUGCCAUGGAACACUGGGGCACGGACGAAUAUGGUAUAUCGCAGUGUCGUAGAUUUUUCUGCGAGUUUAUGUCUUUUUUCCAUCGUUACUUACCAGUUGGCAUUCUCGAAAGGGUUCCCGUGCAGAUAAACGAGAGAGCACCGAAUUGGAGGGGCAGAAACGAACUCGAGUCCUUGUUGGGAAGCUCCCAAGUUGAUGACUGGAUCAAGUUGAGUGAAAUGUUUUUCGGCAAGACGGACGAGAACUUCGUAUUCACGCCCAAACACAAGAGCAACUCGUUUGUACACUAA